GAGCCUUGGUUCAUCGCGAUGGACGCGAGGGCGCGCGCUCUGUCGCGUGUUAGUUGCUCAGCUGUUUUGAAGAAUCGGCGCAGCUCGACGGUGCUCGGUCCGUAACGCGGUGUCGAAUCGCUGCAUUCACGUCCAAACGCAAACAGAUGUGGAGUAGUGGCUGUCCAAAAUUUUUGACGUAUCUCGUUUCAGGACUUACCGUACAGCGGCGAGCAAACUUUUUCUAGUGGAUUCGCGCAGCACCAGCGAACGCGGGUGUCGCAGGUGAUCGUGUGUCAGAGGUUAGAGAGAUCAAACGAAAAAAAAAAAAAAAUAAAAUAAAGAGAUCGCCAUGAGCGAGCUAAGCCAAGAGGAAGUAAGAAGAAGACGCAUGGCCCGUUUGGCUGGCUUGGACAGCUUCAGCUCGACCAUCAACACGAAUCACAACAAUGACCCAGUCUCACCGAACACGCCGGGCCCGUCGAAGACGUUCACAGAGCAGAUCAUAUCGCCGCUGAAGCAGCAGCAAUUUCAAAAUCCCGAGGUGCCGAUGGAGAUAGAGGAGAGCAAUAACAAGCAAUGCAGCAGUUCCGACAGCAGAGUCGACAUAGACUCGGGAUUUGAGAACAUGGAGGUGGAGGAGUGCGACAGAAAAGAACUGAAGCCGAGAUCACGUACAACGAGCUCCAGCACGGAGAUAACCACAGAGCAGAUACACGCAGUCAUAUCGCGCGUGCUGUGCAUAUCGUGGAAAGAGCACGCAGAGGGUUGUAUAUUCUUACCACAGAUGGCAGCGUAUAUGUCAUCAACGAAGCUCAUCGACGCCACAGAGAUAAUAAACCAAGCGUUGAUGGAGGUUCUGUGCAUGUUCAUGAGGGACGAGGACCCGUUGAAGGAGAUCAACGCGGACAGCAGCUCCUCGGACAGGGAAGACAGUCCGAACAGUCAGACGAGCCCGUUCCAGAGUCCUGUCACGACGUUCUGCCGCUGCGAUAUUUGUUGUAAAUCGUCGCAACCGAAGAGUCUGAUUUAUUUGUUGGACUGUUACUCGAGGGUCGCGACCGAAGAACGAAAUCACCCAAAGAAAUCAAGUACACCGCCACUGUGUGACGUGAUAGCUGUUCUAAGGGCGCAGUGUGUUCAGUAUUCCAGUCUUGUGCUGCAAGGCCUAGUUGGUAUAUCCCAGUCUUCGACCACGUACCCGUUGUCCAUGACACCGCUUCUCUAUCCAGUGCUUUCGCAAAGUUUACCCCGCGGUUACUUGCACGAACUCGUGGCGAGGACGCACACGAAUGUUGCAGUGUGCAACAAGAUUUUCACGCCGCUGUUACAAGGGCUGUACCUGUCGAUGCAACAGGCCAGCCUGAUCAGAAAUACGCAUCGAAGACCGAUCGAGGCGCUGGAGGAGUUGAUAGAGAUCUGCUGCGGGCCGAGCAGCAACGCACGGCCGCUCUGUCGUCUGAUCGUCCAUCAAGUUCAGUUUUUACCUGACAUCAUGACGUCGGCGGCUGGUAAAGAGAUCACAACGACCUCUCUUCUUGGGCCGUUCCUCUCGGUCUCAGUGUUCGCCGAGGAUCAACUGGACAUGGCCGAAACGUUCCUCAGUGGCAAUCUGUUCGUCGACAAGUCGAUAACACUGACGUUGCAGCAAGAGUUGGAGAGCAUCAGAACAUCGCUGCACAAGAUAUUUCACGCGAUACUCGCGAGCAGCAACUGCCGUGAAGCCAUGCUCUCCUACCUGGCGACGUUGUUGCGUUACAAUGAGAAACGCGCACAGAUACAAACGGAAGAGUUCUCCCUCGCCGGGGACGGUUUCAUGUUGAAUCUGUUGUCGGUGUUGCAAAAGCUUUCCGUGAAGAUCAAGCUGGACACGGUAGACCCGCUGUAUCCGUUUCACCCGGCGAGUUUCAUCGACAUAAAGAACGACACGAGGCUGAAACUCACGUGCCAAGAAGUCGCCGAUUGGCUGAAACAUUUAGAGAGGACGCACAAGUGGGUCGAGCCAAAGUUUCCGACACAAUGUUGGUUCCUUACUCUACAUUGUCACCAUAUAGCGUUGUUACCGGCUUUACAGAAAUACCAGAGAAAGCUGAGGACAUUGCGCGACGUGCAAAAAAUGCUCGACGAUCUGCAAGCUACUGAGUCGCAAUGGAAAGACAGUCCUUUCGCCAGCCGUAACAAAGAGCUGAUAGAACGUUGUAAGGAACAGUUGAAACAUCUCGGCAAGUCCAAAGUGUACACCGACGCUGGACUAAUCGACCCCCUUCUGCUCAGAAGAUGCCUGCAUUUUUACAUUUCCGUGGCGGAGAUUCUGCUCAGUUUGUUGACGCAAACCUCGCCAGGCAACCCCAUUCCUGAACUGCCUUUGCCCCAAGAGGUUCCACAAAAGUUCACAGCAUUGCCAGAAUGGUACGUCGAAGACAUCGCGGAAUUUGUACUGUUCACUCUUCAAUUUUGCCCUAGUGUGAUAGUAAAUAAUAUGGAUAAUUCGCUCGUUACAUGGUUACUUGUAGUAGUAUGUACGCCACAUUGUAUACGAAAUCCGUAUUUAAUAGCAAAAAUUAUCGAAGUAUUGUUUGUGAUAAAUCCAAACGUUCAGGGACGGACCGAAUCGCUCCAUGAUCAAGUAAUGGCGCAUCCCAUAUCGAAAACGUUGCUGGCGUCGUAUCUGAUGAAAUUUUACACGGACGUCGAGACGACCGGCUCCAGUUCCGAGUUCUACGACAAAUUCUCGAUCCGUUAUCACAUUAGUCUAAUACUGAAGUCCAUGUGGGACAGCCCGGUGCACCGGAAGUCGAUCAUCGACGAGAGCAACAACGGCAACCAGUUCGUGAAAUUCAUCAACAUGCUGAUGAACGACACCACGUUCUUGCUCGAUGAGAGCCUGGAGUCGUUGAAGCGUAUCCACGAGAUUCAGGAGUUAAUGUCUGAUCUGAAAGCGUGGUCCGCGCUGUCACGCGAGCAGCAACACUCGCGGAUGAAACAGUUGGCCGCGGACGAGAGACAGGCCAGAUCCUAUCUCACUCUGGCCAAGGAGACUGUCGCUAUGUUCCAAUAUUUGACGGACGACAUCACGGAGCCGUUUCUACGGCCGGAGUUGGUCGGACGAUUGUGUGCCAUGUUGAACUUCAAUCUGCAACAAUUGUGCGGACCUAAGUGUAAAAACUUGAAGGUGAGGAUACCGCAGAAAUACGGAUGGGAACCGAGAGCUUUACUUAGUCAAUUGGUCGACAUAUACUUGCAUCUUGAUUGCGAGGUCUUUGCUGCUGCUUUGGCUGCCGAUGAACGUUCGUUCUGCAUGGAAUUAUUUAUUGACGCCGCAAACAAGCUAGAGAGAUCGGUAAUCAAGUCCAUCAUAGAGAUUGAGAGAUUCGUAGCGCUCGCGGAACGUGCCGCGGACAUAGCGAGGGACAACCGUGCACGCGACGCGGAUUAUGGCGACGCGCCGGAAGAAUUCCGUGAUCCGCUCAUGGACACGCUCAUGGAAGAGCCUGUUAAGCUCCCCUCUGGUAUUGUUAUGGACAAAGCAGUUAUUAUUAGACAUCUUCUUAAUAGCGCUACGGAUCCUUUCAGUCGACAACCCCUCAGCGAAGAUAUGCUUACGCCAAUGCCCGAUUUGGAGAAAAGAAUAUCAAUGUGGAAACAACAAAAGAAAAAAUCGACAAAGAUAUAAAUUGUGAUCCUAUGCAAUAAUCAUUUUAAGGAAACAUCACGACACCGUGUAGUCAACGUCACCUACACGGUACAUUGUACCAGCCCAUAGAUGUAUCACUCUGUGGUAAUUGAAUACAGUGCAAUGAUCUCGCUAAACGUGCAAAUAUUGCACUCAAUAAAUUUACAGUUUUAAUACAUUAAAACGUUAAACAGACUGCAGCUAGGUAAUCGCCUGCACAUUAUUCUUAAAAAAGGAAAAGGAAAAAAAAAAAGAAA
Messenger RNA from Heterotrigona itama, 3909 nucleotides. The record is from the annotation of a GenBank genome assembly. NCBI's taxonomy places the organism in Eukaryota, Metazoa, Arthropoda, Insecta, Hymenoptera, Apidae.